AUGGUUCUGCCGGUCUCCGAGAGAGGUGUUAUGGCGGCCGGCGUCGAGGUGGCAGGAGCAGCUCGCCGAGCUGGGGCAAGUCACUAACACAGAGGGAGAAGUCACCCAAGCCCGACGGCGGAAAGUCGAGGGAAGGAGCAGAGGCCCCGCGGGGGUGACUGUGCCACUGGCGGCGAGGCCCCUGUAAAAGCCCAGGCCAGGCCUCUGCGUUUAUGGGCAGAACGCGACGGUUGGCUCGAGCCCCGCACUGCGUGGAAUUCUGAGUGCUUCGGUCGUAGUUGACCCCGCAACGCUCGAGGACGUUCGGGGGCGAGAAGUGGAUGGUUGAUGGUCGCGGUUUUCGGAGCGGGUCCAAUGGCUCACUGAAGUUGCAGCGAUGUCGUCCUGGUUAGGAGGCCUGGGCUCCGGCUUGGGCCAGUCCUUGGGUCAGGUGGGGGGCAGCUUGGCUUCUCUCACCGACCAGAUCUCCAGCUUCACCAGGGACAUGCUUCUGGAUGAUUUAGAAAACGCAGAAGCAGGUUUACCUAAUUGUCAGAGAAAGGAAGUUGAAGGUACUGAAUCUACACUAAGAUCCGAGAAUGAAAGACUUAAAAAGUAUUGUACUGAUCUGGAAGAAAAGCAUGAAGCAUCAGAGCUUCAAAUAAAGCAUCAGUCUGCAAGUUACCGAAAUCAACUGCAGCAGAAAGAGGUAGAAAUCAGCCACCUUAAAGCAAGACAGAUUGCACUACAAGAUCAAUUGUUGAAACUACAGUCAGCUGCUCAAUCGGUACAGUCAGGAGCUGGUGGUAUACCAACAACCACUGCACCGUCUUCAUUUGUUUACGGAAUGAGUAGUCAUUUUUCAGCCUUUCGUGAUGAUGACAUGGACUUUAGUGACAUAAUUUCAUCACAACAAGAAAUAAACAGAUUGUCAAUUGAAGUUUCAAGACUUGAAUCUGAAGUUGGCCAUUGGAGGCAUAUUGCUGAGGCACAGGGAACACAUAAUUCUGAUCAAAAUGAAAUCUGCAAACUACACAAUACUAUCAAGGUACUUGAACAAAACCGAAGUCGAGACAUAGAUGAACAUCAACAUGAAAUGUCAGUUUUGCAGAAUGCACAUCAACAGAAACUGGCAGAGAUAAGUCGCCGGCAUCGAGAAGAGUUACGUGACUAUGAAGAACGAAUUGAAGAACUUGAAAAUCAGUUACAACAAGGUGACUCAGGAGUUAUAGUAACUGAUGAGCCUAAAAUCUGUGAGAUGCAGAAGACUAUUCAGGUUCUACAAACUGAAAAAGUAGAAUCUAAAAGAAAGAUUGAAGAACUUGAGGAAAAAAUCAAAGACAUAAAUAAAAAAUUAUCUUCUGCAGAAAAUGACAGAGAUACCUUGAAAAGAGAACAGGAACAACUCAGUGUGGAAAAGCGACAAAUGAUUGAACAGUGUGAAAACUUGAAACUGGAAUGUAGUAAAUUGCAGCCUUCUGGGAUGGAGCAGAGUGCUACUGUGGCAGAAAAGGGAAAAAUUCUUCCACAGAGUUCAACAGUGGAAGAAGUGCUCAGGCUGCAACAAGCCCUGUCUGAUGCUGAAAAUGAAAUAAUGAGGCUAAAUGGUUUAAACCAGGAUAACAGUCUUGCUGAAGACAAUCUGAAACUUAAAAUGCAUGUUGAAGCUUUAGAAAAAGAGAAGUCAUCACUGAGUCAAGAAAAGGAGGAACUUCAGAUAUCACUGUCAAAAUUGAGCUGUGAAUAUGAAGUAAUUAAAAAUACAGCUUCAACAGACAUGAAUUUGAAUGUACAAUUACAUGACUUAAAACUUAACUUGAAGGCAAAGGAGGAAGAACUGAAUCAGAGUAUCAAUGAAAAGAAAAUGCUGAUAGCUGAGUUAGAAGAACUGGACAAUCAAAACCAGGAAGCUACAAAGCACGUGAUUUUGAUAAAAGAUGAGCUAUCAAAACAACAAAAUGAAGGAGACCUUGUAAUCAAGAAAUUGAAACAAGAUCUAGAUGAUGAAAAAAAGAGAGUUCAUCAACUUGAGGAUGAUAAAAUGAACAUAUCCAAAGAGUUGGAAGUGCAGAACGAAAAGUUAACUCGGAGUGAACAGAGCCUUAGUGAUUUGAACUUAACCAAACAGAAGCUUGAAGAUAAAGUAGAAGAUUUAGUAGAUCAGCUAAAAAAAUCACAAAAAAAUAGUUUAAACAUCCAGCAAGAAAACCUUGAGCUUAAGAAACACAUUAGACAAAUUGAAGACGAGCUGUCUAAAUUCAGAAUUUCUCUGAAUGAAGACUCUAAUUUUAAGGAUGACUUGCUUAAAGAACGGGAAGCUGAAGUUAGCAACUUAAGGCAAAAUCUUUCAGAAGUAGAACAGCUCAAUGAAAAUUUAAAGAAAGUUGCUUUUGAUCUCAAAACAGAAAAUGAAAAGUUGAUCUUAGCAUGUGAAGAGGUAAGACAUAAGUUGGAAGAAUCUAUUGCUGGUAACAAUCAAAUUUCUCAAGAAAAAGACACUAUUAUUGAGACUCUAAAAAGAGACAAAGAACAGAUAGAAGCCCAACUGCACCAGGCAGAAAAAAGACUGUUGGAAGAAGAAAACAAUUACAGGCAGACUAUUCGGGAACUCUCAAAUGCACGUAAUUUGAAUACCUCUGCCUUACAGCUGGAAAAUGAACGUGUAGUUCAACUCAAUCAAGAGAAGGACUUUGAAAUAGCAGGACUCAAAAAGAAUAUUGAGCAAAUGACUGCUGAUCAAAAAGAAACUAAGGAAAUUUUGGCAUCUCAUUUAGAAGAACAGAAGCAAUUGAUACAACUUAUAAAUGAGAAAGAAGUUUUUAUUGAAAAACUCAAAGAAAAAAGUUCAGAACUACAAAAGGAUUUAGAUGAGUGUUCUCAGGCCUUAAGAGAAAACGAAACUUUAAGGCAAACCAUAGAAGAAAAGGACAGAAUUCUUGGAUCCAUGAAAGAAGAGAACAAUCAUUUGCAAGAAGAAUUGGAAAGACUUAGGGAACAGCAGAAUCGAGCUGUACCUGUGGCUGAGCCUAAAACCCUUGAUGGUAUCACAGAACUAGAAUCGGAGGUAUCUCAACUGAAUGUAAUAAAAAAUCAUCUGGAAGAUGAAAUUAAACACCAUCAAAAGAUAAUUGAAGAUCAAAACAAGAGUAAAAUGCAACUACUUCAGUCUAUACAGGAGCAGAAGAAGGAAAUGGAUGAAUUCAGAUACCAAUAUGAGCAGAUGAAUGCUGCGCAUACCCAGUUAUUUUUAGAAAAGGAUGAGGAAAUUAAGAAUUUGCAGAAAACUAUUGAACAAAUAAAAGCCCAGUUGCCUGGAGAAAGAUGCGAUACUCAAACAGAGAAUUCUGAUAUUUUUCAAGAAACAAAAGUUAAAAGCCUUAAUAUAGAAAAUGAAAGUGAAAAACAUGACCUAUCGAAAUCUGAAACUGAAAAGUUAGUGAAAGGAAUCAAAGAACGAGAACUUGAGAUUAAACUUCUAAAUGAAAAGAAUAUAUCUUUAACCAAACAGAUUGAUCAGCUGUCCAAAGAUGAAGUUGGUAAACUCACUCAAAUUAUCCAGCAGAAAGAUGUGGAGAUACAAGCUCUUCAGGCUAAAAUUUCUUCAGUUCACUCCCAGGAUGUUGUUUACCUUCAGCAGCAACUGCAGACCUUCACUAUGGAAAGAGAACAAGUAUUUGCUGUUUUGAAUGAGAAGACAAAAGAAAAUAGUCAGUUGAAAACAGAACAUCACAAAAUGAUGGACAUAGUAGCUGCCAAAGAAGCAGCCCUCAUCCAACUUCAAGAAGAAAAUAAAAAAUUGUCCACCAAAUUUGAAAGUAGCGGUCAAGAUAUGUUUAGAGAAACUCUGCAGAAUUUAUCUCGUAUCAUUAGAGAAAAAGACAUUGAAAUAGAUGCAUUAAGUCAGAAAUGUCAGACUUUAUUGGAAGUUUUACAAACUUCUGGCACUGAUAAUGAAGUUGGAGGUGUUAAUAGUAAUCAGUUUGAGGAGCUCCUACAGGAACGCAAUACAUUAAAACAGCAAGUUAAAAAAAUGGAAGAAUGGAAACAACAGGUAAUGACAACAGUCCAAAAUAUGCAUCAUGAGUCAGCCCAACUUCAAGAGGAACUUCUACAACUUCAAGCCCAAGUUUUGGUUGACAGUGAUAAUAGUUCUAAAUUAGAAGUAGACUACACUGGUCUCAUCCAAAGUUAUGAGCUGAAUGAAACCAAACUCAAAAAUUUUGGGCAGGAAUUAGCCCAAGUUCAACAUUGCAUAGGGCAGCUUUGUAAUACCAAAGACCUUCUUUUAGGAAAACUUGAUAUUAUUUCACCCCAGCUCUUGUCUGCUUCAUCACUUACCUCCCAGUCAGCAGAGGUAGAAGAACUGAGAAAAUCACUGCAAGAAAAAGACGCCACAAUCAAGACACUACAGGAAAAUAACCACAGGUUGUCUGAUUCAAUUGCUGCUUCUUCAGGGAUUGAAAAGAAAGAACAUGAACAAACAGAUUCAGAAAUUAAACAGCUAAAAGAAAAGCAAGACAUUUUGCAAAAUUUACUUAAAGAAAAAGACCUCUUAAUCAAAGCCAAAAGUGAUCAGUUACUUUCUUCAAAUGAAGAUUUUACUAACAAGGUGAAUGAAAAUGAAUUAUUGAGGCAAGCCGUAACAAACCUAAAGGAGAGAAUGUUAAUUUUAGAAAUGGACAUUUCUAAACUAAAAGGGGAAAAUGAAAAAAUAAUAGAAACAUCCAAAGAAAAGGAAACGGAGUAUCAAGCAUUACAAGAGACAAACUUGAAGUUCUCUGUGAUGCUGCGAGAAAAAGAGUUUGAAUGUCAGUCGAUGAAGGAGAAAGCUCUUGCCUUUGAGCAAUUGUUACAAGAAAAAGAGCAGGGAAAAGCUGGGGAGUUAAAUCAGCUUUUAAAUGCAGUUGAAUCAAUGCAGGAGAAGACAAUUAUGUUUCAGCAAGAACGAGACCAAGUCAUCGUAGCCUUAAAGCAGAAACAGAUGGAAAACAGUACCCUACAGCAUGAGGUUCAACACUUACGUGACAAAGAACUACGCUUAAACCAGGAGCUAGAAAGGCUACGCAGCCAUCUUUUAGAAUCAGAAGAUUCUUACACCCGGGAAAUUGUGGCUGCAGAAAACAAAGAGAUUCAACUGAGAAAGAAAGUCACACUAUUGGAGGAAAAGCUAGUUUCAUCUUCUAACGCAAGUCAUCAAGCCAGUGUGCAGAUAGAGUCUCUGCAGGAGCAGUUGAGUAUGGUGUCUAAGCAGAGGGAUGAGAACGCACUGCAGUUUUCGCUCUCCCAGGAACAAGCAAAACAGUAUGCCCUGUCAUUAACCAACCUGCAAAUGGUUCUAGAGCAUUUCCAACAAGAAGAAAAAGCUAUGUAUUCUGCCGAAUUAGAAAAAGCAAAACAGUCUAUAGCUGAAUGGAAGGAAAAGGCAGAAAAAUUAGAAGGAGAAGUAUUGUCAUUACAGGAACGUUUGGAUGAAGCAAAUGCUGUGUUGGAUUCUGCUUCCAGACUUACGGAACAGUUAGAUCUAAAGGAAGAACAGAUUGAAGAACUUAAAAAACAAAAUGAGCUCCGAAAAGAAAUGUUGGACGAUGCCCAAAAGAAAUUGACGAAUUUGGUAAACAGCACAGAAGGAAAAGUAGACAAAGUCCUCAUGAGAAACCUUUUUAUUGGUCAUUUCCAUACCCCAAAGAGUAAACGUCAUGAAGUGUUACAGUUAAUGGGAAGCAUCCUGGACAUUCAAAAGGAGGAAAUGGAGCAGUUGUUGAAUGAAGAUUACGGUGGUGUUACAAAGUGGAUGACUAGUUGGCUUGGAGGAGGAUCAAAAAGUGUCCCCAACACACCUCUGAGACCAAAUCAACAAUCUGUGCUUAAUAGUUCUUUUUCAGAACUUUUUGUUAAAUUUCUGGAAACGGAAUCUCAUCCGUCUGUUCCACCACCAAAACUUUCUGCUCAUGCCAUGAAAUGUCUAGACUCACCAGGAAGGAGAGAGCAAGGUGCAAAUGUACCAGGAAGUCUUAAAGAUGCAGCAGAAUUCAGAGCUGGUAGAAGAACUGACAUGAGUCCAUUCUUGGCUCCACGUUCAGCAGCUGUGCCACUUGUUAACCUAGCUGGAGUUGGACCUGGUGGACCUGGGCAUCUGCUUUUGAAACCUAUCGCAGAUUUCAUGCCCACCUUUACACCAUUGCCAGUGUCCCCGGACAAUAGCGCCAGAGUUGUACUACAGGACCUUCUAAAGCAAUAGGUAAUUCUCAAGCCAGAGAUGAUUUAGCACUUUAAAGAAGCCAUAAACACUUUGUACUUUUUUUACAGAGUGGCCUUUUGGAAAACAAGGUCAUGUAUUUGUAGACAAAAAGAGAAAGAAAAAAAGUCGAGAUAUAUACUGGGUAAUUUGUCUUUUUUUUUCUUUUGUGUGUGUGUGUUUUUUUGCUAUAGGACUUAAAUUUUUUUUGUUUUCUUUGCUAUAGCACUUUUUGUUUAUAAAAUUUUGUUCCAAUGUAUCAGGUAAUCCUCAGCAGUAAUCAAUUCUUAUGUACUUUUGUGAGCAACUGUACAGAGGAGCAUUAGUGAACCAUUAGCUCCAACCUCUUUUUUUUUUUAUGAUUAUAUUUGUUAAAUUUAAUUGUAUUAAGAUAAAAAUGAUACAUUUAAAUAAUAGGAAAGAAGAAAAAUCCGACCCAUAUGAAAAAUAUAUAUAUAUCUCAGAUUUAGAGUAUAUGAAAACAAAAUAUAAUGUUGCAAAAGUUGUGAAUUCUUUAGUUUAUAGAAGAAAACAUUGUAAAACUACUAAAAGAAAAUUACAGUGGGGAGGGCCUGAACAUGAAGUUUAGUGGGUAAAUUCUAAGAUUCUUUUAAUCCAAAUAGUAUGACACCUAUCCAUUUUACUUAUUUUCAUUUCUAUAGAAAAGUCAUUUCACAUUAAUUCAGUUUUCUAGAAGUUAAAUAUGUCCAGAAGGAAGAGUAUUUUUGAGUCAAACCAAAAGUGGAAUCACAUGAACCAUUUCCAAUGUAAAAGUUAAUUUGUAAGAAUGUAUCAUUAAAUAUCUGGACUAUUUAUCUACCUGCUUUUCUGGGCUCUUCAAUAAUGCUUACAAACACAUUUUUUAAAAACAUGUGAUCAAAAAAAAGAAAGAAAAUAAUAUAAAUUUUUAAAAGAUGAAAUGCUUAACAAAACCUUUUUUUAAUUUUUGUAUAUUAAGAUAAAAGAUAAAUCAAAAGUUUCUAGCUUAAGUAGGUGAAAUCAGAGAAGAGAAAAAGCAGAUUAUAUAACAUACUUCUGUGACACCUGUAGUUUCUAAAACCAUUAAGAACAUUUUUAUUAAAAUUAACUUAAAUAAAAUUUAAUAAAUUUUAAAUAUAAAUAAUUCAAUAUAUUAAUUUAAAUUUAUAUAAAUUAAUAUUGUUUGAUUUAAAUUUAUUUUAUUUUAUUAAUUAAUAUUGUUUGAUUUAAAUUUAUUUAAUCAUUGUUUAUUUAAUAAAAUUAAUUUAUACUAAAUUAUAAUUUAUAUUUAAAAAUUUAUUAAAUUUUAUUUAAAUUAAUGAUUUAAUAAAGUUAAUUUAAUAAAUACAAUAUAGAUCAAAUUAUGUAAUUAAUUAUAUAAUUUAAUAUAAAUUUUAAUAAAAAUUAAUUCUAAUUAAAAUGCUCUUAGUGGUUUUAGAAAUUACAGGUGUCAAGAGAAGUAUUUGCUAUAUAAUCUACUUUUUUCUCUUCUCUGAUUUUACCUAACUUAAGCUAGAAACUUUUGAUUUAUCUUAAUUUAAAAAAAUAAAAAAGGGAAGACAAAAUACCUAGUAGCUACAUAUAUAUACCAGCUUUUUCUUUCUUUUUUCUUUCUUUUAAUUUUCUCUGUUUCAGCUUUUUAUUUCUUUAUUUGAUUUUCAAGCUCUUGUUAGGAUAGGGACAUGUGGUUUAUCUUUUUUAAACCUCAAGCGAUUUACACAAAAGAAAAGAAAGUGGCUUCUUUACAUAGUGCAGAAAAUGGACCCUUUAGAAGAACUUGUAUAAAAAGGCUCAGAAGAAGAUUUUCUCUGAAGAGGUCGCCAGUCCCCUACAUCUCUGGGUAUGUGGUUCAUGCAUACAGGUUGAUGUGACGACCACCACCACCACAGCCAUGAGACACACUUGCAUCCCCAGGGUCAGUGAAAUUACUUCCUUGCACCAGCACCAGCUGUUUAGAACUGAAGAAUGAAUCUUUAAUUUUUAUAAGCCCAUUAUAGAAAAUCCUGACUUGAAGCUUAAUUGUAUGAGGAUGUUCGUAUUUAUACUUUGAAGUUGUACAUUGAAGAGCUUUUUCUUGCAGAUUUUGUAAAUGUAGCAAUGCCUUAGAAGUAGAAACAUUUUGUAUAGCAAGAAAAGGUGAAAAUAAGACUAGUUAAAUAUGUAAAGAGGUCUGGCUCCAACUAGAGCGAAAUUUGAUUGUCAAUUCUGCUGUGAUUAACUGUAUAUUGGGAGACUGGAAAUUUUGAUUAUAUGUUGAUGGUUAAAACUUGUUUUUCUAAAAAAAAAUUAACAGGUGCACUGCUUCACACAGUGUCACUUCUCUUCUUAACCAACUUAUUUAUAUUGCCAUUCUUCCAUACAUUGUAAAGGAGGUUCCCGUAGCAGUACGUACGAGAAAUGUUCAACUGCCUACGGAGCUCUGCCCAGUUGGCAUCAUAGAUGCUCCUCUACUAAACCCCACAAUAAAUUAAAAACAUUGUAAAUUGAAAAUGCACGUACCACACCUUGUGCCCACCAGCACCAUGCUCUGCAGUGUGCUGCUUGCCCUGAUGAUUCUUUGGCUGACCGGAGCUGCUGCUCCCUGCUGCUGCCCCAUCAAGAGGGUGUUGUCCUACAUGUUGUUAACCAGGACAAGUGGAAUUCCAAAUUUAAAGUACGAGUUCUGCUGAAUAUGCACUACUUUUGAACUACCAUAAAGUUGAAAAAUCUUUUUUUUUUAAAUAAAAGCAUUUUUAAUUAUAAUUAAAGCAUUUAUAUUGUUCUGAGGCUUAUUUAGCCAUCUUCCUAUAAGGUUGAAAGAGUUAUCCCAAAAUUACUUUCACAUUACAUAAGAAAUUUAGUACACCAGUGAAAUCUUACUGAAUUUUAGACAAAAAUUACCUAAUAUGGUACAACAUUAGGUAAACUUUUCAUGGGAACAGGUAUCCAAUUAAAGAUUUGGAAAGAAAUUCAAGAGAAAAAUUAAGACUUCCAUAUCAUAAAUUUUUGCUUCACUUAUUUCAAUAUAUGCAGAAUACACUGAAUUUGUUUUGAGUAAAUUCUAGUAACAACUAAUCAAUGGUAGUGAAUAAAAAUUGACAUUUAAAAGUCAUAGCUAAAAUAUAUAUUAUUUUAAAGUGUAUAACUCAGAAUAACUUAAAAAGUGAUGCCUUGAUGAAAUACUGUAAAAAGAUUGCCUUUGCAAAGUUUGAGAACUGGAUUCAUAUAAAGCAGUUCCCCCCAAAUGCCCAAAUCUAGAAUUAUAAAAUAAAUUGGAGUUGCCAAAGUCACUUGUUGUAUUGGCUUAGUGUGUAUUGGCUAAAUAUUCUUAAUUCCAUCCUUUAAUUCUUAUGUGAAAGUUUUAUCCUGUUCAUCAAAUAUUAUCUUUGUAAUAAAGUAAUUAUUUUAAUAUCAUUUUUGUGAUGAAAACCUUUAAUAUGCAUUUCUUUACAAGCAAAAAUAAAAAUUUAUUCUUAAUGAGUA
Messenger RNA from Marmota monax (woodchuck), 9655 nucleotides. RefSeq names its product thyroid hormone receptor interactor 11 (gene Trip11). Gene Ontology annotation, cellular component: Golgi apparatus. Gene Ontology annotation, molecular function: small GTPase binding. Gene Ontology annotation, biological process: endoplasmic reticulum to Golgi vesicle-mediated transport; Golgi organization. The record is from RefSeq and is a predicted model, not a curated record. Lineage: Eukaryota; Metazoa; Chordata; Mammalia; Rodentia; Sciuridae. The coding region runs from base 377 to 6217 and encodes 1946 amino acids. The transcript is spliced from 21 exons.